Yamadazyma jaroonii is the source of this 3858-nucleotide messenger RNA. NCBI's taxonomy places the organism in Eukaryota, Fungi, Ascomycota, Pichiomycetes, Serinales, Debaryomycetaceae. The record is from the annotation of a GenBank genome assembly.
AUGAAGUUUGGGAAGUAUCUCGCUUCCAGACAAUUGGAAUUGCCUGAAUAUUCUGGUCAUUUCAUCAAUUAUAAAGCUUUGAAGAAACUUAUUAAACAGUUGGCUACUCCAACCAUUCCUUUAGAUAAACCAUUAUCCCAGGUAGAUAUUCAGAAUUCCCUUAAAGAGAAUAAAGCCAUUUUCUUCUUCAAAGUUGAAAGAGAAUUAGAUAAAGUCAAUUCAUUUUAUCUUGAAAAACAAGCCAAUUUAGCUAUUAACUUGGAUUUAUUGUUAGUUCAAAGGAAUGAAUUGUUCAAUAACAUUAAAAGACUUAUUCUUAACAAAGACUUCAAUGAUUCCGACAGUUUGAAUUCCAAUUUCAGAAAUUCCAUCACUUACUUGAACUUAUAUCAAAAUUUCAAAAAGAUUCACCAAGAUUUGUUAAGAUUACAACAAUUCAUUGAAUUGAAUGAAACCGGAUUUUCCAAAGUUGUUAAGAAAUGGGAUAAAAGAUCAAAGUCUCAUACUAAAGAAUUGUUUAUAUCGAAGGCAGUGAAUGUUCAACCAGUUUUCCAUAAAAAUGAAAUUAAUGAGUUAUCAGAUUUGGUGACUUCAAGUUUAUUUGAUUUGGAAACCAUUAUAGAUGGAGAUUUAACUCCUAUAAAAAACUUUAAUCCUUCGAAUAAAGUUAAUGAUCAAUUAAUUCAUUCGAUAUCAUCAACUUCCAUCACUGAAAAACCUUCAAAAGAACAAACCCCCGAAUUAGUCAAUGACAUAAAUAUGAGAAAUGGUUCAAUAUCAGGAUUAGCUGGUGAUAGUUUCCAUUCAAGAUCUUACUCGAUUGAAAAUGCUGAAAUCGAUGAACUUUAUUCUAGUUUUGUUAACAUUGCAACCAUUAAAGAUCCUGAAUUAUCAUUAUUAACAAGAUGGAUCGAUAAAGUUAGAAAUAGUGCUAAAGUUUCCAUUACUAACCAAGAAGAUAUCGAUAUAAAGGCUUUGGAAUCAAGUCAAGCCUUCCAAGAUUCAGUGAAAUCAAGAUUCUCCAGAGUUUUCCUCUUAUCAAUCACCAAUUUGAAGAUUUCUGAUGCUUUCUUAAAGACUUUCUUGGAAACGAUCAAUGAUAAUAUCGAUAUUUUACAAGCUUAUGAUAAUUUCAAUAAUAAUAAGAGUAUCUUACAUUCGUGUUGUUCUAUACCAUCAUCAUCAACUCAAGAAAGUAGUAUGAUAAUAAAUAACGGUAUCAAAGUAGUAAAGUCAACAGAUUUGAUUAACCAUUCGAGAUUAUUUAUAGUAGAGAAGGUUUUACAGAAGUUGAAUGCUAAUGAUUCUAACAAAUUAUUAAUCUUGAAAGAUUUCAAUGGUAGAAACUGUUUACAUUAUGCUUCUCAACAUAAUAGAACAGAUUUAUUGGAUAUAAUAGUCAAAGUAUUCCCCAAGAACCAUCUUGACGAUUUAGAUAAUGAAUCAAUGUCGCCAUUAUUAUUAGCUAUCAAACAUGAACAUUAUCAAAUCAUUAAACUUUUAGUUGAAAAUGGUUGUGUCAUUUAUCCUGAAACUAAUGACGAUAAGUUACAAUAUUUGCCUAUAAAUUAUGCCUGUAAGACUGGAGAUUUCGAAACAGUGAAAUAUUUAUUGUCUGCCAAUUUGCCUAAUGAAAAGUCAAUCAAUAAUCAAGAUGUUGAAGGGUUAUCUCCAUUACAUGUUGUUGCAAGAUCAGGUCAUCAUUUUCUCAUUAAGUUAUUGGUAGAAAGGGGAGCUGAUAUUAAUCAAAUUGAUAGUUUGAACAAAUGGCCACCAUUAUUCUAUGCUGCUCUGGAAGGAAAUAUUAGAUCAGCAAGGGAAUUAUUACAAUAUGGAGCUAAAAUCGAUAUUGUAGAUGAAGAUGGUUAUAAUGUUUUAUAUUAUUGUGUUGUGGAAGGAAAUAUCUCAGUGUUGAAUGAGCUUUUAACCUUUUAUUCCAAGAUCACUGGUGAAAAGAAUAAUGCUAGUGAUAUCAUUGCCGAUAAUAUUGGCAGUCAUCAAUCAAAAUUUCGAUCAGUAUCCUUUUCAAGAUCCCGUUCAAAAGUUGAAAAAGAAGCAUCCAUGGCUAUUUUGAACGAUGAAAUCGAUUCAGAAGAUAGUGCUAGUAUUAGUGGUAGUAAUAGAGGUAGUGGAUCUAUCAGUAGAAGUGGUAGUGGUGGAUCUAAAAACAGUGAUGAUAAGAAUAUCGAUACUAUUCCUGAUUUACAAUUACCUCCUCCAAUUUUACCUUUAAGAAGAUAUGGUCAUAAUUUCUUAGAACAAAAAGUAUUGAUUGAACUUGUUUUCCCGAACAAUUCUAAUUUGAUCAACUUAUUCAAUGCAACCACUGAUUUGAAACCGGGAAGAAUUACUUUAUCUUCAAGUAUUUCCGACAUCGUUCCUAGAAAUAUCAUUUUGCCUGCGGCUGAUGAAACUAGAGUCGACAGUUGUAUCUUUCAAACUGAUAUAGAUUCAUUAACUGAUUUCAGAAUUGAUUUUGAAAUCUUCCCUAAAUUUGGUACUAGAUUGAUAGCUAAAACCACUGCAUUAUCAUUUGCGACCUUGGAUACUUCAUCACCAGAGAUAAAUUCCAUAAGACUUCCAUUAUUUGAUCUUAGAUUGAAAAACAUUGGUGAACUUAAAUUCAAUUGUCAGGUGAUCUUCCCCUUUGGUGGAGUUUUAUUAGAAGCUUCUAAAUUCGACACUUAUUGGAAAUCUUCUACCACUUUCGUGAAGAAGACCCCAACAACAAUCAAUCCAAGCACUUUAUCACCUAAUGCUUAUUUAUCUCCUUCAAGUAUUUCCAAUACUAUAAGAGAUGUACCACCACAAAAGGAAUCUGUAAAUCCAAGUGGUGCUGUUAGUUCUACCAAUGAAUUAGUUUCAGGUAGUAAUUCUUCUUCUUUUGUCACUGCUACUUCUUUAUCAGGAAGUUAUUUAAGAAUUAAGAUUUGUUUAUUGAAUGAUGGAACUCCUGUUGUUUGUCCUAAUUGGUCUAUUGCUAUCACCGAUACUAUAGACUUAUAUUUGCCUAAUUUAUCAUUAGAACAAUUGACUUCUAUAACUGAUAAUUUAUUUGACUAUGAUCGUGUUUUGAACGAUUUAUCCAAUAUGACAGUUAAAGAUAUUUCUUUAAUCAAGAAAUUGUUGAAGAUCAUUUACUUACCAUUAGAAUUGAUCUUACAAGUUCUUGAUAAUGAAAUAAAUUUGAAUUUGGAAAUUAUUUUCCCUUCAGAAUAUGAAAUCAGGAACCUUCCCUUCAUCAGCAAUGUUUCACUGUCAUUGAAUAAUUUUAUUGAUUUCACUUUGAAUGAUAUUUUCAAUCAUUUAAGAUCUCAAAGAUCAGUUACCAAAAACAACCGGUCAAUUAUCUUUAUGUCACCAAAUUCUUUAAUUUGUAAAGUUUUGAAUUGGAAACAACCUAAUUUCCCUGUGUUCUUGGUAAUGAAUGGUAUCACCUAUAGCAAUGAGAACAAUAUCUUCGAAAGUAGAUCAACCAAUGGAUUCUUAUUGGUGGAUGAAGAAUCUAAUGAGAAUCAAAAUGACGAUGAUGCUGAUAUUCAUGAAAAGAAUACCAAUCCUGAUAAAUUGAUUGAAAAUGAUCAAGAACAAGCUGCCAGAUCCAUCAAAGAUGCUGUCAAUUUUGCUGUUGGGAAUAAUUUAAUUGGAUUAAUAACUUCUAUUCAUUUACUUCGAUUAGUACCCAAAUUAAUUCCAUUAAUUAGAUCUAGAGGUUUGAUUUUGGUAGCCACCAAUGAUUCGUUCCAAGAUGAAGAGAAUAAUUAUUCAAGUAGAGAAUUGGAUACUUAUACUAAAACCGAGAUUAAUGGGUUGAGAUUUGAUGAUGUGUUAACAUUUAAGGAUGAUAUCACAAUGUAA